GACAUGCGCAGGAUUUAAAGCUGUUUUUAAAGCAUUUCACAGAGACUGAUCCUGUACUGCAGGUUUCUGUCAGGUUCACUGCAUCCUGUAUGUAUCCGUGGUUACAAAAUUAGAAUUGGAACCUUGGAAUCAUGAGCUGUUAUUAUUCUGAAAUGUGGAAUCAGAACAUUCCGAGUUGAAAAGCUGAUCUGCAUCAACACAAUCCACAUUCAGAUGAAUGUUGUACAUUCAGUAGCUCUGACCUGCACAGAACAUGAGUAAACAGGAAGAAGAGAAGGGAAUGGAGAGGAAGGUAGACGGGAUGUCCUGCAACAUCAUCAAUGAGCUGCGGUUAAAGAAGCAGCUCUGUGAUGCAGUCAUCGUGGUGGACGGCGCCGAAUUCCACGUGCACAAGAUCAUCCUGUGCGGCUGCAGCCCAUACUUCAUGGCUCUCUUCACCAACGGGGGGUACCCUCCUGAUAAGCUCGGGUACAGCAUCCCUAACGUUUCUGCCGAGAUAAUGGAGCUGAUCGUGGAGUACGCGUAUAUAAGACGUGUUAACAUCACGGAGAAAAACGUGUGUAAGCUGCUGAUCGCUGCUGAUUAUCUGUUGGUGAACAGCCUGCUGAACGACUGCUGCACGUUCCUGAAGGCUCAGCUGUGUCCCGAGAACUGCGUUAACAUCUGUCGUUUAGCUCACUCCUACUUCUGCGAGAAGUUGAAGCAGCAGGCCUUCCGGUUUAUCUUGCACAACUUUGAGGAGAUGGUGCGCCUCUCUGAGGAGUUCCUGGAUCUGACGGUCGAGCAGCUGAGCGAGAUCAUCGAGAAGGACGAACUGAACGUGAAACAGGAGAGCGUGGUGUUUGAAGCCAUCUUACAGUGGAUCAAACAUGCGCCAUGGAAACGGAAAGCGCACAUAGGAGUGUUACUGCCCAAGGUGCGUCUGGGGCUAUUGACACACGAUUACCUUAUGAACAAUGUGAGCAACAACGUUUUAGUGAUGGACAACAUGACAUGUAAGCCGAUCGUCACCAGAGUUCUGAUGGGCAUCGAUGACCUCAACCCGAGCCUUCCCCUCAGCUCUGAUCUCCAGAGACUCCGCCUGCCCAGCGCCGUUCUGCUGGCCAUCGGUGGCUAUGGCCACAAGAAUCUCAAUACCAUAGAAGCGUAUGAUACGCGAGCAGCGCGCUGGGUCAACGUCACAUGCAACGACGAGAGUCCACGAGCCUAUCACGGGACGGUGUAUCUGAACGGCUUCGUGUACUGCAUCGGAGGAUUCGACAGUGUGGAUUUCCUCAACAGUGUGAGAAGGUUUGACCCCAUCACCAGAACCUGGGCUCAGGUGAACCCCAUGCACUCUUGCCGGUGUGACGUGAGCGUGUGUGUGCUGGACAGUCGUAUCUAUGCGAUGGGAGGAUUUGAUGGCUUCGAACAUCUGAAUACAGUAGAGCGAUAUGAACCUGAGAAUGAUCGGUGGUGCAUGAUCGCGCCGAUGCACGAACCAAGGGGUGAUUCUAGCGCUACAGUACUGAAUGGCAAAGUGUACAUAUGCGGAGGGUUUGACGGGAACAGGUGUUUGUUCACGGGGGAGUAUUACAGUCCUCAGACGGGAGAGUGGACCCUCAUCACCCCCAUGAUGAUCAGAAGGCGUGGACUGGGCGUGGUUGCGUACGGAGGAUGGGUUUACGCUGUCGGGGGAAAUGAUGGUGUUAAUCAAAUAAGCAAUGUAGAAGUGUAUAAUCCUCAGACCAACGUGUGGACACAAGGUCCAGCCAUGAACAACAAGCGCAGCAACUUCGGCAUUGAGGUGCUGGACGAUCUCCUGUUCGUUGCUGGUGGAGAGAACGGCACUACCACCAUGGAUGAAGCGGAGUGUUAUGAUAAGCAGACUUCUGAAUGGCAUGCAAUCGAAAACAUGGGGAUUUCUCGCCGUGGUCUGAGCUGCUGUGUGCUGUCUGGUUUACCCAACAUGGCAGAGUACGCUGCUCCCCGAGACGAUCCCUACAGAGUCCCUCAGAGCUCACAGAGCACCAGAGGCUACCUCACACCUCCUGCCAAUGUCUGAGACAUACAAAUAAACCUCUCCUUUCAUCAGAA
Molecule: messenger RNA, 2076 nt
Organism: Ictalurus furcatus (blue catfish)
Lineage: Eukaryota; Metazoa; Chordata; Actinopteri; Siluriformes; Ictaluridae
Product: kelch-like protein 10
Exons: 1
Coding region: 254-2044 (596 amino acids)
Molecular function (GO): protein binding
Source: RefSeq, a predicted model, not a curated record